AUGAAUGUUUCUCUAAAAGACAUAAUUCCAAGUAAAAACUCUUCACAAUUCAACCUCAACAAAAUUCGGUUUAAAAUCUCUAAGAAAGUGGAAUCCUAUUGUUAAUGCAAUCAAAGGAACUGUCUGAUUUGUGCUCGUAAGCGUUCUUCGUCAAUGCUAAGCAUGAAAAAUUCGAUUGUUGUCGAUGAGAACUCUCCUGUGUCCAAACGCACUGUCGAACAACCAAAACCAAUCUAACCGUUUAAUCGAUCCAUUUCCAGACAACAAUCCAAUCACAUGGGGAGAGUCUCAGUCAAUAUCUCAACUACAACAACUACAACAAACAAUUAUGGUAGAACCAGGAAAACUUCAGUGGAGUCCUCGCCUCCCAAAGACAACAGUAUCAAAUUUAACCUACCACUUUAUCUAGUUAUUGGCAGACACUCCUUUAAAUACCUAUACGUGAUUGGUAAGGGAGGCUUUGGAAAAGUUUGGAGAGUGGAAAUGAAGGCCAAUAAAUAGGAGUACGCAUUAAAAGAAAUGAUUAAAGCAAAGAUCAUAUCUAAACGAUCAGUUAAUUCAGUUAUGAAUGAGAAAUACCUUCUCGAGCAUCUCAAACAUCCUUUCCUUGUAAACAUGCAUUACGCAUACCAAGAUAGAGAAAAUCUUUACUUGGUUCUUGACCUUCUCAGAGGAGGUGAUCUUCGUUAUCACAUUGGUAGAUAAAAGAGAUUCACUGAAGAAUAAACAAAGUUUUUUGUGUGUUGUAUCUUGUUAUCUUUGUAAUACUUGCAUUAGAAUGGUAUCAUCCACAGAGACAUCAAACCCGAGAAUUUAGUGUUCGAUAAAGAUGGCUACUUGAGAUUGACUGAUCUCGGAGUGGCCAGAUUAAAUAAGGACUCUUCAGCCAGCGACACAUCAGGAACACCUGGCUAUAUGGCUCCAGAGGUUAUGUGCAGAAUGGAUCAUUCAUUCCCUGUAGAUUAUUAUGCAGUGGGAGUCAUAGCAUUCGAAUUACUCCUUGGAAAAAGACCGUAUAAUGGAAGAAAUAGAUAAGAAAUUAGAGAAUAAAUAUUGGCCAAACAAGUUUAGAUGAGAGAUGACAAAUUCUCAAGCAAAGUUCAAGAUUUUAUCAAUCGCUUAUUGAUACGUAAACCAUAAUAGAGAUUAGGUGCUUAGGGAAUACACGAAUUGUUUGAGCAUCCUUGGCUUAGCAAUUACAAUUGGGGUAGAUUGUUAAACAAAGAGAUCAAAGCACUUUAUAUACCAGGAAGCAUAGAUGGCAAUUUUGAUUACCAAAGCCAGAUAUCUGCAGAUUCAGAACCUCAAGAAGAGGCUUCAACCUUAUUAAGAAGAAAGAGUGUUUAAUGCUUAUUUGAAGGAUAUAAAUAUUUUUGA
Paramecium tetraurelia is the source of this 1377-nucleotide messenger RNA. RefSeq lists its product as uncharacterized. Gene Ontology annotation, molecular function: ATP binding; protein serine/threonine kinase activity. The record is from RefSeq and is a predicted model, not a curated record. Gene Ontology annotation, biological process: intracellular signal transduction; peptidyl-serine phosphorylation. Lineage: Eukaryota; Ciliophora; Oligohymenophorea; Peniculida; Parameciidae. The transcript has 5 exons.